AUGGUAAGACAAGAUCCAAUGGAGGCUGCACUGCAGAAGAAGAUGACUGCUGUUCUCUUCUUGCUCAUAUCUGUCCGAGCUCAAGACGCAGCCAAUCAGCCCGACGCCGACGUUGAUCCGCUCCACCCGAGCAUGGCCGUCAUGCUAGUCGUGUUAGUCGUAAUUCUCUGCGCGACGUUUCUCAUGGUGGCGUACGCCAAGUUCUGCCAUACGCAGGACCGGCGCCAUCGAAACCAGGGACAAGGCCUCGGCAGGAUCGUGCGAUCGAGGUCUCGUUUCUCAGGAAUCGACCGGCGCAUAGUCGAGUCGCUUCCGUUUUUCUUGUUUUCUUCAUUAAGGGGAUCGAAAGAAGGCCUCGAAUGCGCUGUAUGUCUGUCCGGUUUCGAGGAUACGGAAAUCCUCCGCUUGCUGCCAAGGUGCCGGCACGCUUUCCACAUGAAUUGCAUCGACAAAUGGCUCGAAAACCACUCCAGUUGCCCCCUCUGCAGGUGCAAGUUCGACGCCAGUGACCUCAUAAACCUCGCGGACAGAAAUCCGACAGACGAACAAACUCUAGAGUUCUACAUUCAAAGAGAGGAGAGCAGUCGAGAAAGAUCUUCGAGGUUCGAUAUGAUGAACACAUUGCAGAGAGUUGUCGCGAAGGCGAGAAGGGACGAGCCGUUGAUCGGAGAAUUCAGGAUCAAGAACAACGACAGCCACAGGUUCGGACACAAGAUCAUCGUGUCUGAUGUAAUGUGCCGAAGCCGAUGGAGCGAUGUCAACUCUUCGGACCUCAUGUCUUUGAAUUCCCAAAUGCUGGAUGUCCUGUCCAGCCGAAGAUUUUCUUCGGCGAAAGAACAUAUCUUGAAGAUCAAAGAGAACUUCGAAAGGAUGCAGCAGCCUGAUCGAAAUCUUCCGGCAGAUGAUUCAGACAACGAGUUGGAUCAUACCUCAACGUCUAAACAAUUGGAUCCGUCUCAGAAAAGAUCGAUGUCUGAAAUUUCGAAUGUUCCAAGAUUCAAGGAGUUCCCUACAACAAGCAAGAUGGGGAUGGAUGACAAUGUAAGAAAACUUUGGCUGCCUAUAGCUAGGAAAACUGUUCGAAAAUUCGGAUGCUAG
Messenger RNA from Andrographis paniculata, 1098 nucleotides. Its product is annotated as E3 ubiquitin-protein ligase ATL42-like. The record is from RefSeq and is a predicted model, not a curated record. The transcript has a single exon. The coding region runs from base 1 to 1098 and encodes 365 amino acids. Lineage: Eukaryota; Viridiplantae; Streptophyta; Magnoliopsida; Lamiales; Acanthaceae.